AUGGAUAGCGACGACGAAGAAAAGGCUUAUGCUGAGUAUCGGGAGCGAUCUCGCAACCUAAGUCCUUUCGAUGCUAUCGAACCUCCACCAUGUCUAUGCGGCGGUAUCAGCCCCCUUCGCGUAACUAAUGAAGUUCGGCGUAAUCUCACUCCUCUCUGCGAGCUUGCGUUAGACAAGUACAACACCGAACAGGGUACCAAUUUUGUGUUUGUUGAUAUUGUCAAGUCAACCCAUCAAGGUGUUGCUGGUACUAAUUAUUACAUCACCUUUCAAGCAAAUUCUCCAAACUGCCCUCUUGUGACUUUCCAGGCCUGUGUUUGGGUUAAGUUGCCCUGUUAUGGAGGACAGGCUGUUGUCCAGUCUUGUGCUAUCAAGCCUACCUAA
Molecule: messenger RNA, 384 nt
Organism: Lathyrus sativus (Indian pea)
Lineage: Eukaryota; Viridiplantae; Streptophyta; Magnoliopsida; Fabales; Fabaceae
Source: the annotation of a GenBank genome assembly